AUUCAUAAAUAAUUUUACUUCAAUCUCUAUAUAACUUUCAUUCAAUUUUACUCACAAUACUCAAAAACAAUCACCAGGUUCAAUGAACAACAAAGCCGAGCUCGUCUUCAUCCCUGCACCAGGCGUUGGCCACCUCGGCUCCACCGUGGAGUUGGCCAAGCUCCUCCUCCACCGCCACCAACGCAUCUCCAUCACGGUCCUCGUCAUGAAAUUACCCUCCGACUCCAAAGUUAACACCUAUCUAAACUCACUCUCUUCUGGCGACCGCAUCAGCUUCCUUCAUCUCCCCAAUGAUGACCUACAAGGAUUCGACCCCAAAAAAUUCUUCCCUUCUUUCAUUGAAUGUCAUAAAACCCUCGUCAAAGAAGCCGUCUCUAAGCUUGUUCACUCCGAAUCAGUCUCCAAUGACCCACCUCGACUCGCCGGGUUUGUUCUCGACUUGUUUUGUACAAGCAUGAUCGAUGUUGCUGAUGAGCUUGGAAUUCCUAGCUAUAUUUUCUUCACGUCCAGUGCGGGUUAUCUGGGUUUGAUGCUUCACGCGCAGGCUCUUUAUGAUCAGCAGAACAAACACAUUAUUGAGUUGAAAGACUCGGAUUCUGAGUUGGAAGUACCGAGUCUUGUUAACCCAAUUCCUGCUAGAGUUUUGCCUUCCGUAUACUUGGAGAAAGAUUGGUCCAUGAUUGGGUUUGAGCUAGCGCGGAGCUUUCGGAGAGUUAAGGGUAUUGUUGUAAAUUCGUUCAUGGAGCUGGAAUCAUAUACGAUCAAGUCUUUCUCAAAUGGUGAAACCAACAUCCCACCCGUUUAUCCUUUAGGACCCAUUUUGAAUCUUGAGGGUAAUAGCAUUGAUUUAGGGUCAGGUGGGUCCAAAACAAAAACAGAGAUAAUGGAGUGGCUUGAUGAUCAGCCGCGAUCGUCAGUUGUGUUCCUAUGCUUCGGGAGCAUGGGAAGCUUUGAUGAGGAUCAGGUGAAAGAGAUUGCCUGUGCGCUGGAGCAGAGUGGGCAACGGUUCUUAUGGUCUCUACGUCAACGUCGACCAAAGGGUCAGUCUGGCGGUCCGAGGGAUUACACAAAUCUAACGGACGUGUUACCAGAAGGGUUUCUCGAUCGUACGGUCGGGAUUGGAAAAGUAAUCGGGUGGGCCCCACAAGUGUCGAUCUUAGCCCACAAGGCGAUUGGAGGGCUCGUAUCACAUUGCAGGUGGAAUUCGAUACUAGAGAGCAUAUGGUUUGAAGUUCCGAUCGCCGCGUGGCCGAUGUACGCCGAGCAACAAUUGAGUGCCUUUGAGAUAGUGAUUGAGUUGGGAUUAGCGGUUGAGAUUAAAAUGGAUUACAUGAUGGAUUUUUCAAGAGAGAAUCAAGAGAUUGUGAGCGCUGGGGAGAUAGAGAGAGGGAUCAGGAAAUUGAUGGAGAAUGAUAAUAAGACAAGGAAAAAAUUGAAGGAGAUGAGCGAAAAGAGUAGAAAAGCCAUGAUGGAAGGUGGAUCUUCAUCCACUUCACUGGGUUGCUUCAUCGAUGAUGUGAUGAGCAAUUUGUCAUAAAAUUAUGGGAAAAACUAUUCAUAUAAUACUUUGGAUGGAUUCUCGGUUUCUUGUUUUUAUUUCCUUCUCCUUGGAACACAGUUUUCACAAGGCCAUGUUUUGUAAUUUCAUUUUCCCUUAUUGUGAGAAUAACUAAAUUAUAUGUGGGGGAUUACACGUGAGAAGCUUUGAUGCAUUGUCUCCUCUUACUACAUAAGACGCUUGUUCAAGUCUUACAAAAAAAACCAUAUGAUGAGAUAUAUGAGAUGUUGGAAGGAUUAGCCAUGGAAAUGCAAAAUGCUGAUGUAAGGCCACCUGAAGCUCCAAACUAGAUGCCAUCUCUCAGUUUAAUGAAUGAACAGGAAUAUUCUUCACAGAUUUUGAAAAUGGGAGAACGAAAACCAUGUGUACGUAGUAAACUGAAGACAGCUAGCUGCAAAAGUAAUUGGCCGUUGAAGGCUUGCAGAUAUAAACACGAUGGUAGGUCUAAAUGUUGGUCUUUUGUCCACACUGACUAUUGAUGCAGUGAUACUUUUGCUGGAAAUGCAUCAAAUUUCCAGUUUGCUGUUUGAAUAUUUUGGCGCCAAUUGAAUUCUGUUUCUGCAGUUGGUCUGACUUGUGUAGCUGCAGUUUUGGUGCAUUUUAGUUGAUUGGUUUAGGAGUGAUUAAGUCAUAUAAAUGAUGUACUUUGAGCUUGUUUUUGUUGGUUGUUAGAGUUUAAAUUCAAAUGAAAAAUCUCUGCUGUAGUUGUUGUAACAGUGGAUGGUUUAGUUGUAUUGUUGUAUAAA
This is a messenger RNA of Pistacia vera, 2304 nucleotides long. RefSeq names its product anthocyanidin 3-O-glucosyltransferase 2-like. Gene Ontology annotation, molecular function: UDP-glycosyltransferase activity. Lineage: Eukaryota; Viridiplantae; Streptophyta; Magnoliopsida; Sapindales; Anacardiaceae. The transcript has a single exon. The record is from RefSeq and is a predicted model, not a curated record. The coding region runs from base 83 to 1537 and encodes 484 amino acids.